AUGACUACCCGUUCCAACAAGCGGCAACGAAGGUCAACUGUCUACCUAUCCUCCUCCGAUGAAUCUCAAAGCGAGAGAACAAAACGUGUCCCAAGCAAACCAAACAAGCACGACCUUGAUCAACCCGACAUUCGCAGCCGACCCUCGACCACCUUUUCUGGCAAAAGGCGGAGCCCCGACGUACCCUCGACGAAGACAUCCACGACUAGCAAAUCCAUCCGCGGCUAUUUCGAGUCUUCGAAUCCGGAAAACCAGCCGUCAUUGCCUAAGCCCGAGAACAAACGAAUUCCAUCACCCGCGAUCAACGGAAUUGAAGACGACGAUAUCAUCGACGAUUAUGACUCCUACGACGAAUUGUUUAGCAGCUUUGCAGGAGAGGACACCGCGAAUGGGAGUAAGCCUGUCGCCAUCUCGAAUACUCAGAGCCUAUCCCAGUCCUCGUCUCGUACGAACUUGAGCCGCAACACAAGGCAGAGUAACGCCCCGAAGCGCUUCAUAGUCCCGCUAGCCACCGAUCGAAGGAAGACAUCACCACCUUCCACACAAUCGCCUGAUGGUCAGCUACCCUGGACACAGCGGUAUCCUCCGCAGGACUUGGAUGAGCUAGCGGUGCAUAAAAAGAAAGUUGCCGACGUAAACGCUUGGUUGAAGGAUGCCCUCGCGGGAAACAGUAGACGUAGAUUACUUGUUCUCCGUGGGCCGGCAGGGAGUGGGAAGACAACCACGGUUUCCUUGUUGGCAAAAUCACUGGGCUUCGAGAUUGUGGAGUGGAAAAAUCCCCCAGUCUCUGAUUAUGCCUCAAGUGAUUAUGUAUCAGUCGGGAAGAGGUUUGACGAAUUCCUCGACCGUGGCAGUAGCUACGGAGGUCUGGAGCUCGAUUCGGGGGCUAGCCCUCGUGAAAGUGACAGUGACCAUGUCAACACCACGUCUCGCCGUGUUAUUCUAAUCGAAGAGUUUCCUGCUCUCAAUCGAAAUUCGCCAAGUCUGGCCGCAUUCAGGCUAUCACUCCAACGGUGCCUGGCCACAUCGGGCAUAGAAACAGGUUCAAAUCCGGAAACUCCUAUUGUCAUGAUUGUAUCUGAAACUCACUUGAACUCGGACUCCUCAUUGGCCGACAACAUCACUGUAUAUCGACUGCUUGGGGCGGAGAUUUGCAGACAUCCCAGCACAACGAUCAUUGAUUUUAACAGCAUUGCCCCGACAUUCAUGUAUAAAGCUCUAGGGUUAGUCCUGGACAAGGAAGCCCGCUAUUCGGGACAUCAUACAAAGCCAGCACAUGCGGUGCUCCAGGCCAUUUCCAAAACAGGAGAUAUAAGAAGCGCGAUCAACUCCCUGGAAUUUCUUUGCCUCCGUCCCGAGGCAGCUAAAGCGCUCAAGACCAAUGCCCGCAAAACCAAAGGCCAGCGUAAAACAAACGCGUCGACACUUCCUACCGAAGAACAGACACUACUGUCAGUUUCGCAAAGGGAAAGCAGUCUUGGGAUAUUCCAUGCUGUGGGGAAGAUUGUGUACAACAAACGCCACGAGCUAGAUGCUGCCGCCGCCCAUGGGAAACAACCCUCGCCGCCACCUCACUUGAGCGAACAGGAUCGGCCAAAGCCCUCCCAGGUUUCCGUGGAUGAGCUCAUCGAUGAGACCGGAACUGAUGUUCAGACGUUCAUUAGCGCUCUGCACGAAAAUUAUGUACCAUCCUGCGACGGCGCAUCUUUUGUAGACUGCGUCAAUGGGUGCAUCGAUGCCUUAUCAGACAGUGAUUUACUGUCUCCCGGUACUCGAAAUGGGAGCUCUUUUCGACAUGCCGCUAAGACCGUCAAUACCAGAGGCAGCACCGGUCUUGACGUAUUGCGACAGGACGAGCUCAGUUUUCAGGUGGCAACGCGAGGGAUGUUGUUCUCGCUGCCUCACCCUGUGAAGAGGUGCUCCAGACCGACGGGCCAUUCCGGCCGCAGAAACAACGCACACCAGAUGUAUUUUCCGGCUUCCUUCCGUCUCAUCCAUGAUACGGAGGAAAUCGAAGAUCUUGUUAGCAUAUGGACGAAGAAGUUAUUGGAUCCAUUCAGGAGUUUGGCUACGAGAUCCAGCGCAGAUUCCGGAACUGCUCCAGGACCGACAAAGGACGAGGAGCCCAUAACUGUAACGAUGAUGUCGCGCAGUGAUCUGCUUCUCUACCAGCUGCCCUACAUGACAGCGAUAUCCUGCGACCAAGGGGACACACGGGAACUUCAGCGAAUCACUGGCUUUUACGAAACCAAAAGCGACGUCCUGGAGGGAGACUCAGAUGAACUCCAAACCGAAUUGGUUGAAUGUUGCGCCGACCACAAUACUUGGAAGCCAUUGAAGUUGAAGUCUUCUGCGCUCAACCGGAAUGUUUUUGGUCCCCAGUUGCCGAUAGGUCACGACGACCAAGAGGAAAAGCUGAUAUUAAGCGAUGACGAUAUAUUGGAUGAUUGA
This is a messenger RNA of Aspergillus terreus NIH2624, 2451 nucleotides long. Its product is annotated as putative cell cycle checkpoint protein Rad17. The coding region runs from base 1 to 2451 and encodes 816 amino acids. NCBI's taxonomy places the organism in Eukaryota, Fungi, Ascomycota, Eurotiomycetes, Eurotiales, Aspergillaceae. The record is from RefSeq and is a predicted model, not a curated record. Gene Ontology annotation, molecular function: chromatin binding; ATP hydrolysis activity. Gene Ontology annotation, biological process: DNA repair; DNA damage checkpoint signaling; mitotic DNA replication checkpoint signaling. The transcript has 3 exons.